Acyrthosiphon pisum (pea aphid) is the source of this 682-nucleotide messenger RNA. RefSeq names its product baculoviral IAP repeat-containing protein 2-like. Lineage: Eukaryota; Metazoa; Arthropoda; Insecta; Hemiptera; Aphididae. Gene Ontology annotation, cellular component: nucleus; cytoplasm. The transcript has a single exon. The record is from RefSeq and is a predicted model, not a curated record. Bases 216 to 614 code for a protein of 132 amino acids. Gene Ontology annotation, biological process: regulation of cell cycle.
CUUUUUUUUAUUUAUGUUGGUUGCAUUGUAAUUAGUAACUGACAAUUAUAUAAUUAAUGAAUGUCUGUUUUUAAAAAUUUAUAUUCUUUAAUGUUAUAAGUUGAUCAUUUUUCAUAUUCAGUUAUUAAUGCUCCGUCGUCAAGUUGUGUCUCAUUUUACUUUAUUUUCUAAAAGUUUCAUUAAAUUGUUUUACAAGUUAUUCAAUUUUUUCAAAAAUGAACUUUCAAAAAUUCCUCAAUGAUUUUGAAUCCUUAGUUUAUCGUAUUCGAAGUAAUCCGACCGUGGUUCAUCCAAAAUUUUCUUCGUUUUCAUCAAGAUUUAAAACAUUCAAAUUAUUCCCAUCAAAUACUUCUCAAAAUAAAUAUACAUUGUCCGAAUGUGGUUUAAAAUAUUCAGGAGUGGAUGAUGUCGUGGAAUGCUUUUGUUGUGGUCUUAUUCUUCAUAAUUGGGAAAGGUUGGACGAUCCAUGGAUUGAACAUUGCAGAUUCAGCCCAAGAUGUUUAUAUGUGUUAUUAAUGAAGGGUAAUCAGUAUGUUCAAAACAUAUUAAGUAAAUAUUGUAAGACAGAACAUAUUUGUAAUUGCGAAACUGAGUCAUACGACACCGUUUGUUAACCAUUUUUUUAUUAUAUUAUGUUAUAGUAAAUAAAAAUAAAAAUAAAUCCUGAUUUUUUUUAAAACAA